GCUGAUGAAACGACUGAGCUCGUUUCUCGACCCCAUCGGCAGCUCCGCUCGACGUUUGAGGCACUAAAAAACAAGCAGAAGAUACGAUCCAAGAUUCAGCUUGUUUUGAGGCUUCCACCCCUCUGUCACUCCCUACAUCAUCACUGAUUGAAGAAAUCAGAUUUCCAGUGCUUGAUGUGUGCCUCCGUGUGUUCCUGCUUCCUGGAUUGGCAGUGGAUGUCACCAAACUAGACUAAAAACCAAACUAAAAAUGUAUUUUCUUGAAUCGAAAUAAAACAUAUUUCAGAAGCCCAUUUAAGGCAACCAGCCAUCCAGUAGGGGAGUCCCCAACAAACUGGACACAAACUACUGAGGGAUGAGCCGGUUCCACGUAGUUUUCCAAAGAUUACAUCCACAAUGGAGGCAGUUCAUUCACCAAGCAAGGCCUCACGGCAGGUUCUUGCUAAGGAGGACAACCCAAGACAGAAUCCUAAAGGAAGACCCAAAAGACACUGCUGUGAUGAUUGCAAGCAAGUCUUCACCACUUCAGCAAACCUGAAGAUCCAUAAGAGAACUCACACUGGUGAUAAACCAUACAGAUGUGAUCAGUGUGGAUCGGCUUUUGCCGAGAAAGCUACUCUAAAGCGACACCAGCUUAUUCACUCGGGAGAAAAGCCUUACAGCUGUGAUCAGUGUGGAGCGGCUUUUGCCCGACAAAGUCACCUUAAGAGUCACCAACGUAUUCACACUGGAGACAAGCCUUACAGCUGUGAUCAGUGUGGAGCGGCUUUUGCCCACCAAAGUUCUGUAAAGAUUCACCAACGUAUUCACACUGGAGACAAGCCUUACAAAUGUGAGCAGUGUGGAGCGGCUUUUGCCCAGCAAAGUGCUUUAAAGAGUCACCAACGUAUUCACACUGGAGACAAGCCUUACAGAUGUGAGCAGUGUGGAGCGGCUUUUGUCCAACAAGGUCAGCUAACGAGUCACCAACGUAUUCACACUGGAGACAAGCCUUACAGAUGUGAGCAGUGUGGAGCGGCUUUUGCCCACCAAAGUUCUCUAAAGAGUCACCAACGUAUUCACACUGGAGACAAGCCUCACAGAUGUGAGCAGUGUGGAGCGGCUUUUACCACAUUAGGUUAUCUAACGAUACACCAACGUAUUCACACUGGAGACAAGCCUCACAGAUGUGAGCAGUGUGGAGCGGCUUUUGCCCACCAAAGUUCUCUAACGAGUCACCAACGUAUUCACACUGGAGACAAGCCUUACAGAUGUGAGCAGUGUGGAGCGGCUUUUGCCCACCUAAGUUCUCUAAAGAGUCACCAACGUAUUCACACUGGAAACAAGCCUUACAGAUGCGAGCAGUGUGGAGCGGCUUUUGUCCAAAAAGGUCAGCUAAAGCGACACCAACGUAUUCACACUGGAGACAAGCCUCACAGAUGUGAGCAGUGUGGAGCAGAGUUCAGUACAAGUCGUAUUUUAAUGGAUCACAUGAAGAUCCACACUGGCGAAAGGCCGUACCUGUGCAACACCUGCGGAAAAUCGUUUAGAAAAUCAUCAACAUUCAAGAAGCAUAAAAUGAUCCACAUGGGCGAGAAGCCCUACGUCUGCAAAACAUGUGGAAAGAGUUACAAGCAACGUUCCACCCUGGUGGUUCACUCGAGGACCCACACUGGUGAAAGGCCGUACCUGUGCAACACCUGCGGCAAAACCUUUACUCAAUUAUCAGGUCUUAUACAGCACAUAACCACGCACACGGGCGAGAAGCCCUACAUCUGCAAAACAUGUGGAAAGAGUUACGGGCAACGUGCCAACCUGGUGAUUCACUCGAGGAUCCACACCGGCGAAAAGCCGUACCUGUGCAACACCUGCAACAAAACCUUUACUCAAUCAUCAAAUCUUAAACAGCACAUAACCACACACACGGGCGAGAAGCCCUACAUCUGCAAAACAUGUGGAAAGAGUUACAGGCUACGUUCCCACCUGGUGGUUCACACGAGGGUUCACACCGGCGAAAGGCCGUACCUGUGCAACACCUGCGGAAAAACCUUUACUGAAUCAUCAUCUCUUAAACGG
Molecule: messenger RNA, 2055 nt
Organism: Cololabis saira (Pacific saury)
Lineage: Eukaryota; Metazoa; Chordata; Actinopteri; Beloniformes; Belonidae
Product: zinc finger protein 420-like
Exons: 7
Biological process (GO): negative regulation of transcription by RNA polymerase II
Molecular function (GO): DNA-binding transcription repressor activity, RNA polymerase II-specific
Source: RefSeq, a predicted model, not a curated record